AUGACGCUGCUGCAGCCGCUGAUAGCCCUGCUGGCGCAGGCGGUGGGGGUGUCCUCCACGAGCAGCGCGGCGUCGGCCUCUCUGUGGACCACCGCCCAGGGCGCCGAGAAGAAGAUGACAAAGGGUGCGGACGUGCAGUUCAAGGAUGACUUCGAUUUCGACGGGCCCGUCGUCGGGAUAUCGGGGAGGCGGGGCCAGAGCAUCACCGGCUUCGGCUCCGCCUUCACGGAGGCGGCCGCUUCCGUGUUUGCGGAGUUGCCCACUGCCAAGCAGGAGCAGUUGUUGCAGCUGCUGUUCGGUAAAGACGGCAUGGGAUUCACAGUGGGCCGUGUGCACAUCAACAGCUGCGACUUCUCCAUAGAGAACUACGACUUCGACGGCGAGGAGGGCGACGUCGACCUGAAAAAGUUCGACAACAACGUCACUCACGACCAGAAGUUGCUCAUCCCGCUCAUCACGCGCGCGCAGGAGGUGCUCAAGUCGACGGGGCGGAACCUCAGCCUGCUGGCGUCCCCUUGGAGCCCCCCGUGGUGGAUGAAGACCAGCGGGCAGAUGGACGGCUCCGACGACGUGUGCCUCAAGGACGGGAUGCGGCCUACGUGGGCCAAGUACAUCUCCAAGUGGAUCUCUGCCUACCAGAAACAGGGCGUGCCCAUUUGGGCGAUCACCGUGCAGAACGAGCCGGAGUUUAACGCCCCGUGGGAGGCGUGCAAGUGGAGCAAGGAAGAGGAGGCGGAGUUCGUCGGACGGGACUUGGGCCCAACCCUGCGGAAGGAUCACCCAGACGUGAAGAUCUUCGCCUACGACCACAACAAGGACGAUGCGUUCGAGUGGGCGGAGGCCCUGUUGGGGGACAGUACUGCUUCGCGUUUUCUCACUGGUAUAGGGCUGCACUGGUACUCUGGGGACAUGUUCGACCAAGUUGCCAAGAUCCACGAAAAAUUUCCCGAUGCGGUCAUCCUGGGGACUGAGGCCACCUUUGAGAAGCAGGCUUGGGACGCUGGCGACACCAUGAUGAAAGAGGGCAAGUGGAGCUUCGGUGAAGGGUACGCUCAUGACAUCAUGGGUGACCUGAAAGCCGGCGCUACAGGCUGGAUUGAUUGGAAUCUGGCGCUUGACAAAGACGGCGGGCCCAAUCAUGUGGACAACGUUUGCGAUGCAGCUAUUAUCGUCAGUGAUCAAAGCUAUUAUGUACACCCGCAGUUGUAUUACAUGGGCCAUUUUUCGAAGUGGGUUCUGCCUGGCUCCGAGUAUAUCGAGACGUACGUAUUGAAUUCCGUGAGUUACAGUGGUGAGACAAGGGGCUACGGCACGUGCAAAUCUAGCGAUGGAUUGCAGGCAGCGUCUUUUAUGCGCCCCGAUGAGCAAGUUGCGCUUGUGGUGCUCAACUGUGGGGACACGCAGAUUGAGUUCAAGAUCCACGCGGGCGAGAAGGCAGCGAAGGCCAAGAUCCCAGCGCACGCCAUCCAGACCUACCUGAUCAGCAGGAGCGACGACGCGGCGACGCCCGAGGCCAAGGAGGACCCGCCGGCACGCCAGGAGGCCGAGCCGCUCCCCGACGACUUCCCGCCGGCGCCUGCUGGGGCCCGGGUCACCACGAGGACCGGCACCACCACCACGACCACCUCGAGAGGCGCCGCCGCGGGCGCGGCGGACGGUGCGGGGCCUGCGCCCGGCGACUGCACCUACUUCAACAGCGGCGACGGC
Molecule: messenger RNA, 1707 nt
Organism: Prorocentrum cordatum
Lineage: Eukaryota; Dinophyceae; Prorocentrales; Prorocentraceae
Source: the annotation of a GenBank genome assembly